AUGCCUGUUCCAGAUCCAGUCCCUGCCGAGGACCUCGGUAUCGACUAUAGUGACAUAGAAGCCAAAUAUUCGAUCUCGUAUGAAGAAGGGUUCGACAACGUCCUGGUUGUAGACGGUGUACCAAUCAUUGAUCGCUCUCGGGAAAGCCGUCUAUUUGCCAAGAUUAGCAAGGAAUUCGGUCGUAAAGGGGUUCCAAUCAAGGAGGGAGGAAUACAUAUGCCAUAUGAAGAGGGCAGUGGUAAAUCCAAAGGGUAUAUCUUUGUAGAAUUCGCUUCUCCCGAAGAGGCUUCAGAUGCAUUGGUAGCCAUGCAUCACUUUCCUUUUGAUGCAAAGCAUACGUUUUCUAUCAAUCGAUUCACAGAUAUCGAAAAAUAUGCGACACUGGACGAGACUUACGUUCCUCCGGCCGUCUCUAACUAUACAUCUCGUCCUCACAUGCGGUCUUGGCUUGCGGACCCGGCUGGACGCGACCAGUUCCUAACCUACGUGGGCGACGAAGUCCAGAUAUUUUGGAAUGCACGAACCGGACCUGACCCAGCAUUCACACGCCACAACUGGACAGACCUCUACGUCGCUUGGUCGCCGCAUGGGACAUACCUUACCACGCUCCACCGACAGGGCCUUCAAAUUUGGGGAGGCUCCGAAUGGGGCCUUGUUCGACGGAUUGCGCACCCACUCGCACGAUUGGUUGAUUUCUCACCUAACGAGAAAUAUCUAGUGACAUGGUCAAACGAACCCAUUGUGAUUCCUCCUGGUGCUCAACAAGGGCCCACAUUCUUUUCUCCAGAUGACGAGGGGAAUAACUUGGCUGUCUGGGAGGUUUCAACUGGACAUUUGUUGAGAACCUUUAGCAUAGAAGGAACGACGACGGUAGCAAGUGGCGAGAAGAAGCAGAUGACAUGGCCUCAACUCAAGUGGUCUGGAGAUGACCGUUAUGUUGCUCGCGUCAAUCCUGGACAGGCAAUUAGUGUCUACGAGGUUCCCAGCAUGCACAUGUUGGACAAGAAGAGUAUAAAGAUCGAUGGCGUUGUUGACUUUGAGUGGUGUCCCCCCAGCGAUGACGAAUUGUCCAAGAUUAGAGAGACUGAAAAGGAGGGCGACAGAGAUGCAACUGGUGAUGGGAAAAAGGGAAAGAGGAACGGAGUUGCCCGUGUUCGCGAAAACAUGCUCGCUUACUGGGUUCCCGAGGUCGCCAACCAGCCAGCCCGCGUAACCCUCCUUGCCAUUCCCAGCCGGACCCAGCUCAGGACCAAAAAUCUGUUCAGUGUAUCGGAAUGCAAAUUAUAUUGGCAAAAUCAAGACCAAGUGACUGAGUUUGCUUGGGAGCCUCGAGGGGAUCGCUUCGCUAUUCUCAGCAGCAGUGACCCCAACUUGGGCAACAUUGCGCCCGGUAUUACGAUCAAAAUGGAUGUGUCCUUCUUUCAGCUUGAGAAAGGGAAGAACUUCAAAUUGCUUAAACUCCUCAAGGAUAAAACAACAAACGCCAUUCGUUGGUCACCAAAAGGACGACACGUAGUCCUUGGUUCAAUUUUCCCAGUGACCAGAUUCGAACUUGAAUUUUACGACCUUGAGUUUACGAUUGAUCCGGAGCGCAUCAAUACACAUACGGCUGAGUGGGGAUCUCUGGUUCAACAUCUCGCGACCGCCGAACAUUAUGGUGUAACGGACGUUGAAUGGGACCCUUCGGGUCGAUACGUUGCAAGCUCAGCCUCUGUCUGGCGGCCAACCCCCGAGCACGGAUGGAGUUUGUGGGAUUUUCGUGGGCAGGAGCUGGUCAAGCAUCCUGCGGACAAGUUUAAGCAAUUUUUAUGGCGACCGCGACCCAAGACCCUGUUGACGAAGGCCCAGCAGAAAGAAUUACGCAAGAACCUCAAGGAAUAUUCAAGAGCGUUCGAUGAAGCCGACGCAGCAGAAGAAAGCCAUGCAGAUAAGGAGCUAGUGGCCCAGCGGCGUCGCCUUCUUGACGAGUGGAAUGCUUGGAGAAAGAAGGUACGUCCCGAAGUCCAGGAGCGUAUGGCACGUCUGGGAAGGAAGGCGAAAGGUGGGGAAGAUCGAGAAGAGGUAGAGGAAUGGCUCGAGGAAGUAAUUGAAGAGAUUAUUGAGGUGCUCCAGGGAUGA
Rhizoctonia solani is the source of this 2118-nucleotide messenger RNA. RefSeq names its product eukaryotic translation initiation factor 2A. Gene Ontology annotation, cellular component: eukaryotic translation initiation factor 3 complex. The record is from RefSeq and is a predicted model, not a curated record. Gene Ontology annotation, biological process: translational initiation. The coding region runs from base 1 to 2118 and encodes 705 amino acids. Lineage: Eukaryota; Fungi; Basidiomycota; Agaricomycetes; Cantharellales; Ceratobasidiaceae. Gene Ontology annotation, molecular function: RNA binding; translation initiation factor activity; translation initiation factor binding. The transcript is spliced from 5 exons.